Molecule: messenger RNA, 2100 nt
Organism: Talaromyces amestolkiae
Lineage: Eukaryota; Fungi; Ascomycota; Eurotiomycetes; Eurotiales; Trichocomaceae
Exons: 1
Coding region: 1-2100 (699 amino acids)
Biological process (GO): double-strand break repair; resolution of meiotic recombination intermediates; mitotic intra-S DNA damage checkpoint signaling
Cellular component (GO): Holliday junction resolvase complex; nucleus
Molecular function (GO): nuclease activity; DNA binding
Source: RefSeq, a predicted model, not a curated record
AUGCCAGAGGUCAUUGACCUAAUCGACUCCUCGCCGCCACCGCAGCCUUCACAUCUUCAACCUCCCCCUUCAACGCAAGCGCGUCAUUCAUCCAUACGAUUCUCCUCUCCAUUCCACCCGGCUGUGGCAGCAGCUACGACAACGAAAAUCCCAGCUAGUUCACCGAAUUAUCUAUCCUCUGAUUUCGACUCAUCUCUAUUUACUUUUGAGACUCCCGGACGUUCGGCGAAGAAGCGGAAGUUGACUCCGCAGCGUGAACGAUCAGUAGGGGCAACAUUACCGCCGCCAACAUUACCACUGGCAGAAACUCAACCACGGAUUUUCACCAAGUCGUCGGCGCAGACUGUCAUUCAUAGUGAUUACUCGCUUUUUACAUUUUCGGACGAAAUUGAACCGCCGACUUUGCCUACGGUAAGUAGAGCCGAUGCGGAUACCUCUACUUCUACAACGGACAAGAGUACGUUCAGUACUACUGCUGCAUACGCGGGUCUUUCAACUACAAAAACGAAAACGUACAAAUGGGAUGGAGAACAAUCAGAUCCGAUUGUCUUCACGUCGUCUGCGCCGGAGCCCACGGCGGCAAAGGGAAGACAGCAAUCCAGACUAAAUAAUCCAUCGGUUAUCACUAUAGAUGAUGAUUUUGAUGGCAUUCAAGACUGGAGCGACCCAUUCAAGGGAUCGCCGGAAGACCCGUUGGAUAAACUUUUGGACGAACCGCGGCCAUCGUUGAAACCGGCUUAUUCUGGUCGUACCGCGGCUUUGUUGGCCAGUCUUCACACGGACGAUAGUACAGAAAAAAAUACAACUACCGCCUCGAGGCCGAAGAAGUCUAUGGACUACAAAAAUUUAGAAUCCGAUUUCGGUGAAGAAUCACUCUCAGAUGUGCCCACGCGGCCUACAGAGACCUCAAAAACGAAGAGGAAGCCCAAGGUCGAUCCAGAGGAGAAAGCGGCCAAGGCACGGGAGCGAGAGGCAACCAGAGAAAAGCGUAAGCAAGAAAAAGUGGCCGAGAAAGAACGAAAGCGGUUAGAGAAAGAGGUGAAAGCGAAAGAGAAGCAGCUGGCUGCAGAUAUUGCUGAGGUGAAUAAAUCAAAGACUCACAAAAAGGAGUCUAUGCCAGAAAUGAUUGUCGAUAUGGCAAGUACUUUUGAAGGAACCAGCGUUGGAAACCAAGUGGUAGAAUAUUUGAAGGCUUUAGGCGCUGAGCACACUUUUUUUGACAGCUUGAUGCCUAACAUUGUUAAGUGGCGUCGGAAAAAGAAAUCUGAAUAUAACGAGGAUGCAGCACGAUGGGAGCCGUGUCAGCCUUAUAUUGCGACUGAGGACCAUGUGCUGUGUAUGCUUCCUGCGCAGGAUUUUGUCGACAUGGUCAUUUGUGAGGAUGAUACGCAGACACUUGACGGCCAUGUACAACGGCUAAAAAAUUCAUACCGAAACUGCAAACCGAUAUACCUGAUUGACGGUCUUAUGAACUGGAUGCGCAGGAAUCAAAAUUCCCGCAACAGAGCAUACCAAGCGGAAGUUCUCGCCCAGGUCAACGCUGUCAAUGAUUCGAUCGAGGAUACUAGCACUCAAAGCAGGCGCAAGCGAGCAACUAAAAAAUCCAAAAAGCCCGAGGACACACCUCCCGUAGCCGAUGACACAAUCGAAGACGCUCUCCUCGAGCUACAGGUCACCCACAAUUGUCUAAUCUACCACACAAACGCCGCCAGCGAAACAGCCGAAUGGAUCAAAAACUUCAGCGAACACAUCUCUACAAUUCCCUACCGACACGUACAAAUGGGCAACUACGACGGCGCCGCAUUCUGCAUGGAAAAUGGACAAGUGAAAACAGGCGAAGAUAAAGUAGACACUUUCGUCAAAAUGCUCCAGGAAAUCAACCGCGUCACUGCACCCAUGGCGUAUGGGAUAACAUCUCAGUAUCCGAGUGCAGUUGACCUGCUACAUGCAAUGAGGAAACAUGGUCCGACGUUGUUGGAAAAUGUGAGAAAGUCGGCUAAUAAGAAUGGAGCACUGACGGAUUCCAGGAUAGGGCCGGCGGUGAGUAAGAGGUUGUACAAGGUUUUUAUGGGGCUGGAUGAGACUUCUGCCGAUAUUUGA